AUUAAAGUUUAUGGUCGGUGCAUAUUUAAGUUGUAGUUGGUCAGAUUAGGUAGCCACUUGCGUAGAUGAAACAGACGGCGCUGUAGAUACUUGUUUACCUGCGUGCAGAGAUGCUUUAGAAACCUUUUCCCCCAAACCCAAAUCGGCGACUUAGAUCGUCCACUUUACAACUCUCCGGCGUCAUCUUCAUCCACACAUCCGACACAAUGGCGCCCAGAGACAUUCCUGGCUACUAUUGGGACGCCGAAAAAGGUCGUUAUUUCAAGGUUGAAAGUAGCAACACCGCGCCGCAAGAUGCCGCGUGGUCUUCGACUAGCUUCAAGAGACGUAAGAUUGAGGAUGAGGAGUCUAUCGCACGACUUCGACGAGCGGACCGAGCCAAGGGCCUCAUUAAGCGCUCUAGAGUACUCAAUGCGCCGCUCAUGGGUGGUUUCCUAGCUCAUGAGUUUGGUGGACGCAUUCCCGAUUUUGACACUGCUCUCUUCGCCGAUGGUAUUGUCAAGAAGGGACGUGUUUCGAUUGAUCCUCGUCGAAGAUCUACCAACCUUAGGCAUAUGCUUGUCGCUGCGGAUAAGUUUGGGGAUGGCUGGUGCUAUGCCUACGGAAGUAUGAAUGAUGGUAUUGUUGUCUCAGACCGCAUCUCUAGGGCCGGAGAGGCUCAGCUUAUCGACAACACGCGUUCUUACCGACGCACUUUUGAUAUGGAUGUUCCAUGCGCGGAUAUUAAACAUAGUGAGAAGUUUAACCGCGUCCUUGUCGCACCCGCCCGACCCUUAGAUGCAACUCGUCCCCUGGUGACGCUCGAUCCAUGGACCUUGCUACCUAUGAAUAUUAGUCAUAGGCUCGGUUCUGGUUACAAAGGCCUUGAAAUGGACACAGAGGGCGUUUCUUGUACUCUAGGUAUACCCCCCUCGAGUAGUGAGUACGUCUGCUUGGUGGGCACAACCAGAGGUGUAGUGGCAGUCAGCCCUCAGGGUACAUUUACUCCCAUCUCCCCGGAAGGCAAGAAGUAUAGGGAUGUCUUUUCUAUCGGCUUUUGUGAUACAAAGCCAGACAUUGCCUAUUUUGGUGGCCGUCCCGGCUGGGUCUGGGCCGUAGACAUGCGCAAGGGCGACCAAACCGUUGUUAACAUGUCUGUACAAAAUGCCAUUACCAAUGUCAGACUCAUCGAUGAGAACAACAUCCUAGUAGCGAGCCUCCGCAACACACUGGCUGUCUACGAUUUGCGCAACUUCCAAUUCUUUGAGCCGUCCACAGCAACAGCGGUCAUGGUCAUGGAUGGUUAUAAGAACCAAGCUCGCAUCGAUAUUGGAUUGGACUACCAUAAAGAAUCAGGUAUAGUUGCGGCUGCUCAUGACGAUGGUAAGGUGGCAUUAUAUUCGGUACGCACUGGUCGUCGCGUCCCGUCGCCUGACAUCGAUGCUAUUUCUUCGCGGUUUGGAGCGAUCCGCUGCUUGCAGUUCCAGAACUUCUACAACGAUGCCACACCCAGUCUAUUUGUGGGCGAGGGCACCAAUGUUCAGGUAUACUCCUUUGGCACGAAUUCCCCGGGCGACGAGGCUUGAUGAACCAUGAGAGCCACCCCACCUCCCACCUUUCUUUGAUAGGCGAGCCUCUGGCUAUUCGGACUGCAUAGAAAAGGCGUUUGUAGUUGCUUUGACCCGAGAUACCCAAUGUUCUUUACAAAUUAAGGACUACUUGCAUUAGAUAGCUUUGCCAUGAAAUGAUUUAAAAAAAUUGCUGUAUUUUACCUGGGUGGCCUAUCACUCUGGUUAGUUGUGAAUAUGCCCUUCCCUC
Molecule: messenger RNA, 1797 nt
Organism: Hypoxylon trugodes
Lineage: Eukaryota; Fungi; Ascomycota; Sordariomycetes; Xylariales; Hypoxylaceae
Exons: 5
Coding region: 207-1565 (452 amino acids)
Cellular component (GO): Cul4-RING E3 ubiquitin ligase complex
Molecular function (GO): protein binding
Source: RefSeq, a predicted model, not a curated record